AUGUCCUUUUUAAUUAAACAACCGUUGUAUAAAAGAUUCUCACUUGAUCAACAAUGUCCCCAAACAUCGCCGACAUCUUAUCUUGGACCACCAUCACUCAAUCGUCAAUUUAUGAUGUCUUCACCGAUACAUUUAACGCAUGAAUCAACCAUAAUUAAGCACAGUUUGUACACAAUUUUUAGUAAACCACAACAGCCAGUGACGAAUCAGUAA
Molecule: messenger RNA, 213 nt
Organism: Adineta ricciae
Lineage: Eukaryota; Metazoa; Rotifera; Eurotatoria; Adinetida; Adinetidae
Source: the annotation of a GenBank genome assembly